Penaeus monodon (black tiger shrimp) is the source of this 7426-nucleotide messenger RNA. RefSeq names its product FERM domain-containing protein 8-like (gene Bili). The coding region runs from base 446 to 2506 and encodes 686 amino acids. NCBI's taxonomy places the organism in Eukaryota, Metazoa, Arthropoda, Malacostraca, Decapoda, Penaeidae. Gene Ontology annotation, cellular component: cytoskeleton; plasma membrane. Gene Ontology annotation, biological process: negative regulation of canonical Wnt signaling pathway. The transcript is spliced from 14 exons. The record is from RefSeq and is a predicted model, not a curated record.
UAUUGUUGUUAUCGUUGCAAAUGUUAAAGAAACCACAAGGUGUACUAUGUUCCCGAAUAUUUAUUUUUAUCUGUUUGAUAUUCCCGACGGGAAGAAAGAAAGAAAGAGAAAAUAAUAAUAAUAAUGAUAGUAAUAAAAUAAAAUAGAAAAAUGAUAAGUAGAUAAAUAGAUGAAUAGAAACAAAGGAGGGGAGGGUUGGCAAUUUUUUUAGGGGCGUGUACACAGUAUGGCAGGAAACCGAAAUUAAUACAUAAGAUGAAGAAUUCUGUCUCUUACAGUCGUUUGUCCGGCAUGUAUCCGUGCGUCUCUCGCGAUACGAUAGACUUAAAAGGCUAAGAAAACGCGCCAUAACAGAGAAACCGAAAAACAACGAGAGAGAAAGAAAGAGAAAGAAAAAAAAAACGAAAGAAAACGGGAAGAAAAAAUAAAGAAAACGGGAAACAAGAUGGAUGACGAUCUCAGCAGUCUGGAAGAUUCUCUGGAAGGCACCAACCUCAGCAGACUCAGCAGGAGGAGCAGCAGCAGCAUCAGCAGGCUCAGCAGAUGCGAGAGCAACGGAAGCAGCGACAGCAGUAACAUCAACAUUGAUGAUCUGUCUCUGCUUUCCGAGUCAUUUCCUGCUCGGUUGUGGCAUCACUGGAUAGGCCUCCCCAUGCCAUUACGGAAGAUGUCGGACUACGGCUUCGAGGAGGAGAGCGGGGGCGGGGGCGGCCUCGGGGGGCACCAGACGGACGCCGGACAGAACUACAUCACGGUCAUUCCUGUCGAGUACCCGGCGAGGAGGCCCUACGGGGACUACGAUGCCUUCCCACGCUCCGCCACCAUCUCCAGGACCCGCAGACGACCUCGAGGGGAAACUGAUGCAUUUCCACGGUCGGCCACGAUAUCCAGGGAGUUCCUGCGGGAGCGAGCGGACUUCCUGCGUGGCGACUACAAGGGCAGCGCGGACCACCUGGACAAAGCGGCCGGAUUCUACCCCAGCCUUCCCCCGCCGGCCUUCGACGUGCCGCCCUUGUCCCUGGACCCCGAGACCCGCCGCCCAUCCGCCCACCUGAUGACCACGCCCGCGCAGACGAGUGUGGCCUCCAUGCCGGUCCACUCGAUGCCCACCACCACGAGCGUGACCCACCCGUCGGUGCCCCAGACGACGGCCGCCCACCACGACGACCUCGACAACAAGAGCAACAAGAACGACCACGAGAGGAAGAGUAAAGGGAUGGUCGAAGUGUGCGUGUUCCUCCACUCCCGCGUGGCCGUCAGACUACGGCUGGAGGACGGCGCCAAGAUCACUGCCCAGGAGCUGCAGGCGAUGGUCAUAGAAGAGGAGGACGUGACGCUCCCGAAGCAGGCCAUGGAGGUGUUCGCCAUCUGGAUGGUCUCGCCGGUGCUCGAGAUCCAGCUGAAGCCGUACCAGAGGGCCCUGGAGAUCCGGCGCCAGUGGGGGGAGCUCCUGAAGAGGUUCACGCAGGUGCCGGUGAGGGCGCAGGACGCUCGCUACGCUUACGAACCCAAAAUGGUGCUAAGGAGAAAUAUCUUCUUUAGCAAAAGGGACGAAGUUAAGAUAAGAGACCCGAAGAUUCUGGAGCUGCUGUACGAGGAGGCGCAGUGGAACAUGCGGUCUGCGCGGUACCCGUGCGAGCUCUCCGACUACGAGAUGCUGGCGGGGAUCCAGGGCAGGCUGGAGCUCGGGCCCUACGACCACACCACGCACACGCCCUCCUUCUUCAGACGCCGCCUGCUGGACUACCUUCCCGAACACGCCUGCAGACUCAAGUUCAGUGACCUGAUUAGCUUUAGCAGCAAAUCCACGCCGGAAAUUCGGAUAAUCGAGCAGUUCCGGUCGAUCCCCAGUAACGUGACGGCGAGGAAACUGGUCAGAAAGUACCUCGAGUUCUCGUGGUCCCUCCCCUACUACGGGAGCGCCUUCUUCCACGGCCAGAUCGAGCAGCCAACGAGGGGCGUGAGCUCGUGGCUGCCCCGCCCCGACCUCCCUGUCUUGGUGACCAUCAAUGGCACGGGCGUCAGCGUCAUUGAGCCCAAGAAAUCGACGGUGUUACUGAGCCUCCGAUACGACGAGCUCUCGUGGGACUACGCGAGGCCGAGCCACGAGCGGAACCCGCACUGCCUCCCCUGCCUCUUCCUGCAGUUCGCGGUUGUCGAGAACGGCAGGAGAUUCUCCAAACUCUUGCAGAUAUUUUCGAAACAGGUUGGGAUUUAUACUUUUUUUUUUUUUUUUUUUUUUGGGAAAUCCUUGAGGCAACAAAUUGAUGCAACAAAUAUCAAGCCUUCAAGAGCAAUUUUCAAACGCCACACUGCUGGAUACCCUCAUCCGUGGAUAAAGUCGACCAUUUAUCAAAUGAACGUGUUGGUCCCGCUGUCCACCGUCUCCCGAAAGGACGUCCCGGACUCCAUUCUUAGCAACAAACUCCAUCGUCUUUCGCUGUCCACUUUUACCGAAGAUGGUCGCUGCGUGGGGACGAUGGGCUCGUGGCAGUUCGGCAGAUGAGGGGAUGCCCUCGACUACGUGUGACAAACCACCAUCACGCCCGCGCCCAUAGCCCCGCCCACCAUGACCUCCUCCGCCUCCACCUGCUCAUGGACGUCUGGGCCGGAAUCCACGCCUCUCCUCCAUUCCUGAUUACGCUUCUAAGAUUAUUUCCCCCUUGGUGGUAGAUCCAGGCCCGUCGCGCUGGCUGGGCUCGACCCCCGCUUCGGCCGCCCGCGCCCUUGCCUGCGUUUGUUUCCUUUCCUCUCCCGGAUUGGUUUUGUCUCUCCCUUUCUUUCUUUUCCUACUGCACUAUUGCCUCAUUUUCUCUCGAUCUUUUUUCUUUCUCUCUUGGACUAUUGGCUUUCUCCUUUCUCUCGAUAUAUAUUUUUUUUACCCAUUUUUGUGUCUUUCAUUCUGCUUCCUGGUCUUCCGUGCCAUGGCGUGUUUGAGGAGCAUGUUUACCUGCGAACGAACUCCUGCCUCGUCGUGGUUUCGUCGGAAGAAUUCAGAAGGUCAGAUGUGCCUCCCACUCCCUCUCCUGUAGUGUCCUGCCUCUCCCUCUCUCUUCUCUUCCCUUCCCUUCCUUUCCCCUUUGUUCCCCUCCUCCCCUUUCCCCUUUGUUCCCCUCCUCCUCUUUCCCCUUUGUUUUCCUGUCCCUCAUUCCCCAUUCCCAUCCCCCUCGCUAGCUGGAUCUACCUCUCGUUGUGAUAACUGGACGUGGCCGAUUCCGGAAGACGCUCUUGCGAAGGACCUCCGGGUGACCUCGACGCCGCAAUACACACGUGGAAUACCUGCUGAGCAACGCAAGCUAGUACAAACAAACUAAAAAAACAAGAAGUGAAGUCCCAGAGUCACCGGAGCUUCCCAGGAGAGAUCCCGAAGGAAGCGCCCCAGGAAGCUAUGGUGGGGCUCAGGAGAUUCCUCUGCGCCCUGACAAGGACCACGAUCCUGCUGACGGCAGGAGCCUGAAAACUAAAUGGAUCAGCCUCAGGAAAGAAUCAAAAUUCAAAAGGGCGUGAUAGUGGUGUGUUUCCAUUUUUUUUAUUUGUACCGAUAGAGAUGAAAUAGAAAAAAAGAUAAUCAAAUUAAGAUGAAAUUCAAUAAACAGCUCCUGUAUAUGAACGCCCUCAAAGGCAGGAUGGAAAUCUGUGAAAACUGACCUAGCAAGAACAGGGUUCGUUACCUAGGAUCAACGCUGUUCAAAUCUCUGAGUGAUGUUCAUUUGCUUUUCUUCGGCAUUUUUAUUGUACGUAUACUGUAACGCACAAUGCAGUGAAAACCUGUAAAAGUGUGUUAGGCAAAGGAGAAAAAAAAUUAUUUACAUAUACUGGUUUAAUAUGUAUUCAAAACUGCUUCUUUCACGUAUCAUUAUACUAUCUGAAUGUCGCCCUUGAAUGUAUCACUACAACGGGUGAUACGCGGAAAACAUGGCAUACUGAUUUUUCUACUGUAUCAUUGCUGUAUCAACACUACACCUAAGUCACACCUCACACAUCGCUUUACCCUUAAAAGGCUACACAUGUCUAGUUGCCUUAUUUGCAUACUCUGUAUAUAUCAUUAUGUAUCCACAAUAUACCAGUAGCUAACGUUAUAAAAGAAAAAAAGGUGUACCUCUCGCAAAAAACAAAAAGCAAAAAAAUUGUGGUAUUAUUUUGCGUAUCAAAUUGCCGACUUGUUACGGGCAUGUUCGCAACAUGUUUUACGGAUCAGCUGUUCUACCAUAUGAUUUGAUCUCAUAUCUAGCGACGCGUUCUUGGGAGUUAAGAAGAAGGAAAAGGUUUGUGUGGCACAAGUCCGACAAGCUACGACGUAUGGACUCUCCUCAUGGCGUAGGAGCUAGAGCGGCAGCUUCAUAAUAAGUAAUUUUAAUUAUAUUUGUAUUCGGUAGUGUAGUUAACUAUGGCUUCUGGAUACCAACAUCCAUUUAGUGGAUAGGACCAAAGAUCCCCAAAAAUCAUCUUUCUCAGUUCGGAAGCGACAUUUUUAGAGAGCGCGACAGCCUUCCGGGACACUCGGUUAAUGAAUCUCAUUUCCCGUCUUUAUAAAAAAGACUUUUUCUUCCCCUCAUUAAAAAAAAUAAUAAUCAUUAUAUGACUAGAACUUCAUAGUGAAGUUUUGUUCUACCAGCGGAUGACCUGUCCGUCUCUCUAAAGACAAGUUCCCGGACGUCGCCCUUUAUAUAUAUAUUAAGGCCGUUCGCUCCGUUGAUUCCGCCCUCGACGGGGCUGCAGUGCGAGGGCGCCAUCCGUUCGUCGAAGCCUCCUCCUGCCGAGGAGUUCGAUGGCGUCGGACCGCUGCGCCUUCCGCCGGGGGCCACACAGACGGAGGAGGCCUGAGAACCAGUCAUCGUGCCACAGAGCAACCAAAGAGUGUUCGUACUUUGCGACGUGAUUGUAUAACGUAAGGGUAACUCUAGGCUAGUGUGGAGUAUGAUCGAUACCCUUACAAUGUAAUAUAGAUUUUUUUACAACUGUUGGUUUCACAUGUUUGUUGUAUAUAAGAAAGUGGAGUGUAAGAAGCAAAUCGUAAGGGUGUUUAAUUUUAAAUUGAUAGAUAAAUGUUUUUUUUUUUCCUUUUUUUCGUAAAUGACUGACUUGCGCCUCGGUGGGAAUGUGUGUACGAUAUAGAUUUUUCCUACGUCUACGAGAAAGUGUACUUAAAAAAAACAAGACACAUCCUAAUGGUAGUGUUUAUGAUGACCAUUUUUACAACAGCUUCCGUGGGGGUUAAGGGGGAGGGAGGGGUGGUUGGGUACACUCAUCUUUUAGUAAAAUAAAUAAAUAAAUAAAAAUAAAGAUAAAAAGGAAAACAAGAGAAAAAAAUUAAGUUAGAUUGGUGUUCAUACCUUUUAAAAAAUAAUAGUCCUUUGUCGUCAAUGGGUUAGAAUAUGCAACUACGAAUGUAAAUAGUGAGAUGUCCUAAUUAGCUGCGAGAAAAUGUUUCAAGAGAGCGCCUUGUACACCGGUUUUCUAGAAUUUACGGAGAUGACAGUAUUACCCUACCUAAAGCGGUGUUCAAUCUCGAGAAAUAGAUAGAGUGGCUAAGUCCGCCAGUGAAUUGUGUUUAAAAAAAAGUAUUUUAGAUGUUCGAAAAUGUAAGGCAAUAAGUAUUCAAUGCAUUUCACAAUCGUUGAGAUGUUUGGGGCUGUAAUUGGUAGUACAGACAGCUUGAGAUUAAAAGCAUAAUCGGAUAAUUCACACGAUAUUGCCUUGUGCGUACGUUGAUCCAUGGACAAAAUAGUGAUUCUGCAUUUUAUUGACGAAUUAUCAUAAUAUUUUUGGGGGGAAUGAAAUAAUCAUUACCUUGAUAACAAUUGGGAAAAAAUACUUAGUUACAGCUUUCAAACUAUUCGAGAAAGAAGUGAGAAACAGACGUUUUUGAAGUUAGUCGAGCUACGUGAAACAGGCACAAUGUAAAGAAAAUCAUCGGAUAUUUUUAUCCCUUUUUCGUAGAGUAACAGAAGUGAUUUUUUUUUAAGACCAGAAACGACCAUUGAUUUUUCUUUAGUCGAUUUUAAUUUGUGAUUUUCUAGAUGACGAUGAGCUAACAUGCGUAUACUUUCCGUUGAAUAGACUUGUAUCAGUGCAAACACAACCGCCACCGCCCAUAACGUUAAUGUGAAAAGGAAGAACAAUUGACUGAAACUCCCUCGAUAGUUCUGAAAAUACUGUGGCCUUUUGAUUACGCUUAGAACAAUACUCUAUCUUGUUCAUAUUUUCACACGGGGAAAGUAAUGGGGAAGUUUACGAGGCUCACCGUGAAAAUAACUUGGACAAGAUAAUACAGGACAAAAUGAUACUAACACUUAACUGCAAGACUUAGACAUAGACCAUCAUUUGACUCCAAUUACCAUCCGUUCGCUGACUACUGAAAAGCUCGUGUGUUUUUAGGUUGAAGGUUUACGUUCGUUAAAACAAAAUGAAUCUUGUGGUACAGUAUUUUUUUUUUUUCUUACUAUUAGUGUACAUUGUCCCUGUUUGCCGGCUAAUAAUAUAGUUGUGAAAGAAUUCAAGGAAGAGGGAAAAAUAAAAUCGGUUAAUAUUUGCUUAAUCAUUUCAGCUGUUUCUCACAGACUGUUUGAAUUCUAUGCAAAUGACUGAUAGAUUAUAUAAGCAAAAGAUCCUGGGCGGUUUUUUGGUAAGAAUUGAUAGUUAAAAAAAAAGGAAAGAAAAUUGGCAUACGGUUUCUAUUAGUUGAUGACAUAGUUAAAUAUUCUCGCUCAUUCACUGCACUGCCAUUUUACUACAAAAAAAUUUUUUCCUCUUUCAAAAAGUCAUACAGCAGAACCAAAGACAGUAAUUCAUUGAUGUUUAUUACAGUGUUUGAAAGACAACUCGACGCUACGGUCCAACGCUUGCAAGAAAGUCUAAAAGAAAAGUGAUACAGUUUUUAUACGUCUACAACCACGCUUCUCAAAUUUUAUAUGUUUUCUCUGCUUCAAAGGGAAAAAGGUGUAUGUGUGAUGCAAAGAAAUUUAAGUACUCGAAUACAAUUUACAAUAUUGGUUGUUGGACCAUCACACGUACUCCUGAAUUUUAGACUUGGGGGUAAACGUUGGCCGGAGAUGAGGGAAAAUGGUUCGAGUGGGGGUAAAUAUAUGACACUACAAUAAAUUAAGGGAUCAAAACCAAAGUCACAACCUAAUAAAAACAUUAGUUCAACACUCAUAUAUCGUCGGUUUAUAUUACUAAUCACCAUAUGGACAAUUCAUACUGUUUCCAGUGAGUGAUCUAUCUAGUAUUUCCUCUAGUUGACCCAUAAUUCCCCGUCUUGAUCCAUAUUUUUUUUCCUUACACGGAGCUGGACUGCUUUUGUUGUUCUAAAUGAUAAUUUUGUACCAUGUGCAUGUCACGACUACUUUAUAUCAGUGACCCUAAUCAAUGUGUAUAUAUAUCCCAGUUAAUCCUGUGAUGAUAUUAAUAAAACUUUUAUACCCGA